CUCCACCCUAGAUACCACCACCAGGAUUUAUGCAGCUUCGCAUCUACCUCUAGAGCCAUUCUGUAGCUAGCUGAGAAGAGAGCACAGGAGGAGUUGUCUCUGACAUUUUGUUGAAAUCUUCUGAAUUCUUCUCAGUGGGGGAGUACUGUAGAGAGACAACUGAAGUCUACCAUAUAUCAUUUUUCGUGGAAACCAACAAGGCCUUUUUUUCCCUCACUCAACGUUGAAGAAACUGUACAACUAGCAACAUGUGUACAGGAAAGUGCUCUAAGGUCAUUGCGAUCUCGCUCUACAUCCUGGCGGGGGUCUCAAUCAUCUGUAACAUCAUUGCGUUCUUCCCCGACUGGUCGACGAAGUACGCCAAGUUGGACAGAGAAGAAAAUGGAGCCCGGAUCACCGACGAGGUCAAAUUCAUGGGAGGUGUCAUCGGCGGAGGAAUCAUGUGCCUUAUUCCAGCAAUCCAUAUCCACCUGACUAGCAGCAAUGGUUGCUGUGCCAACCGCUGUGGGAUGUUCCUGUCCAUUGGGUUUGCUGCUGCUGGGGUUGUUGGAGCACUGUACAGUCUGGCUACAUCUGCCCUGGGCCUGUCCAAUGGACCUGUCUGUCUCUUUAUGGAAACACCAACAUCUGUUCCAGGGUGGGGGAGACCUUUCUUCAACAACAACGGGAGUUACCUGGGCGACAGUGACCUGUGGACAAAGUGUAUAGAGCCCAAAGGUGUUGUGGAGUUUAACCUUGGGUUGUUCGCGACGCUGUUGGUGGUGGCAAGUCUGGAGCUGGUGCUGUGUGGAAUACAGAUGGUCAACGGACUGUUUGGAUGCAUCUGUGGCACCUGCGGCGGCAGGGAGUAGGAAGCGUGAUGAUCCAUGAUGACCAUCGACUGUGAGCAUUUUUCAACCAUGACCACUUGACCACUUGAGGAACACAAUGAAGAACUGACCACAACCCAUCUGUACCCAUUUGUCAAGAGGAAUGAAUGGUUAUUGAAGAAAGGUUGACGUAUUCACAGUCUCUUCUCUCUAUGGCCUACAAAGAGUAUUUAUAAUAGACAUAUAAUGGCUUAGUGUAUUAGGCUGUUCAAAACACAUCAGUGACUGUAAUAAUCAGUAGUUAUGUUCAUUGAUAUGACUUUCUGUAAAUGUUAUGUUUCUCAUGUUUCAAUAUAAUUCUAUGCAUAUUUUAUGUUAUAUUUUGCAAUACAUGCUGGGUGAAAAAAACUAAUUCUGUUUAUUCUUUAUCUCGUUAUUGACGUUUUUUUUUUUUUUUUUUUACAUUUCCUGGUCAAAAUGCUUCUCAUGAAAACAUUUUAUUUAAUUGUAAGUAAAUAUGCUCACAGUUGAAGGGUAUUAUUCAACAGAACAUAUCUUAUCUUAUCAUUAUCAUUCAUUACACUAGCAUUACAUUUAUUGAAUGAUUCGAUGGUAUUCCGUUACAAAUGUAGCCUAGAUGAAACAGUAUGGAGGAAGAAAUAAGUAAGACAUUUAAAACUGCAAUAUGUCACUUUUUGGGCGAACCGAUGAAAUUCACAUAGAAUUUUAAGUUAUAGAUCUGUCAUUCGCAUUGAAUGCAAGUCUAAGAAGUGGUAGAUCUGUUCUAUGUCCUUUAUUUCUAUACUUCCCGUUCUAGCGUUUAUUUUGUGCAUCUUUUACUUUUGGCUUUAAACAGCUGACCAGCUUUAAACAGCUGAAAAUACAAUAUUUUUGUUUAUGGAAAAUAUAUUUCACAACUGUUUGGUAAAAUGAUUAUCUGCACUUGCUUGUUUUGUCACAUAAACAAACUGUAAUUAGUCGAACUAUUAGAAUUUUUGCAAAGAGGAAAUGUCGGAUCGAUUUCUACAUUUUGCACCUUUAAGCAAAACAAUAUGACCCCGACGUGAUUUGAACACGCAACCUUCUGAUCUGGAGUCAGACGCGCUACCGUUGCGCCACGAGGUCCAUACAGCAUUAUAGCUUUGUAUGGCUUAUACAACGUCUGGUGACCGUUAGUUAUAGUAAAAUAGUUACGUUGUGACAGUUAUUUGUUACAUUGGUAACUACAACUGUACAAAAUGGUUAUUCCGAUUUGCGAAAUGUAGCCUAAAUCAAAUACAAAUAUACAAUAUAACGUUUAAAUACGGUUUGAUACCGAUAAUGUUCAGAUGGGAUGUACAUUCUUCAUUACAUAAAAAAAAUAAAAAAAUCUGGAUUCAAAACGUUUUUUUCCCCGAAUCCAAAUUAACAGUUAUAUCUAGCUAUGUCGUGAUUAACAGCAUGCAUUGCCAAGUGAAUUUAAAUGUCCGUUCCUUCUCUUCCAGUCACGUAAAAGUCAGUGGCAGGCUAAUAAUUCUCAAUCUCACUUGGAAAGAUAAAAGAAAAUGUCGUCGAGGAAUGCCAUUAUUAAGUGCAAGCUGUUUCAAUAUGCUUUGUGUUGUAGUCACGACAGACAAAGAUAUAUAGUUAAGCAAACUUUACUAGGCAUGUUGUCAACCAGCACAUUAAUCAAGUAAGUAACAACUGGUUUCCGUUUCCUGUGUAACAUCAAUAUGAGUAACAUCAAUAUUGCUACAUGUUCUCUUUUUUUUUUUUUUUUACAACAAAGGCAGAAUCCACCUAACUUUGGCUUGUAGUCCAUGUCUGCAAUAAACUGGAAUGUGAACUGAA
Messenger RNA from Salvelinus sp. IW2-2015, 2639 nucleotides. RefSeq names its product transmembrane 4 L6 family member 4. Gene Ontology annotation, cellular component: membrane. The record is from RefSeq and is a predicted model, not a curated record. NCBI's taxonomy places the organism in Eukaryota, Metazoa, Chordata, Actinopteri, Salmoniformes, Salmonidae.